CCAGCAGGGGUGCUGUGGAGUGGGGUGGAAUAUGCAGGGACUAGUUCACAGCUCCUGGAGCUUCACUCUUCUCAGUUGCCUGUGUGAGUGUGCAUAUGAGACCAUUCCUGACCAUGCUCAGCCAUUCGUCCACCCUGUUACGGACACAGCUCCUGCUGGCCACUCUGGCCCUGUUGGCCGGUGUGUGCCUGGGCCGGUCAGAUGCGCCCCGUGGGGUCUCCCUGCCUUUCGUCUUCGACCUCAAAGCAGUAUGUGAUCCUCCCUGUAAACACGCUGGAAUCUGCAUCCGAAACAACACCUGCUUCUGCUCACGGGGAUAUGAGGGAGAGACCUGCCAGUAUGCAAACUGCUACCCGAAGUGUAAAAACGGGGGUGAAUGUCUUCGACCUGGGAAAUGCAGAUGUCCUCCAGGAUUUGGGGGAAAAUACUGUCACAAAGUGAUGUGUGAUGGCGGCUGCUGGAACGGUGGGGACUGCACUGCUGUGAAUGGAGAAGCCAAGUGCAUCUGUCCAUCCAGCUGGACUGGCUCCAGAUGUCAGGAGGCGAUUUGUCCACAGGGCUGCAGGAAUGGGGGCAGCUGUGUGGCUCCAGGAAUCUGCAGCUGCCCAGAGGGAUGGCUAGGGGGAGCCUGUCACACAGCUGUGUGCAAGAAGCCGUGUCUGAAUGGGGGGAAGUGUGUGUCUCCUGACACCUGUCGCUGUCGUGCUCCAUUCUCCGGCCCCCAGUGUGAGGAGAAGAAAAAGCUCUUCUAACCUCAGCACAGUCACUCACACACCAGGACUGGAGCCUCUUCGAAAUGGUGCUAUUAUAUUGUGCUUGUUCAUUAGAC
Messenger RNA from Colossoma macropomum (tambaqui), 829 nucleotides. It is a transcript of the gene seraf, whose product is annotated as von Willebrand factor D and EGF domains. The coding region runs from base 96 to 752 and encodes 218 amino acids. The record is from RefSeq and is a predicted model, not a curated record. Gene Ontology annotation, cellular component: extracellular region; cell surface. Gene Ontology annotation, biological process: anatomical structure development. The transcript has 5 exons. Lineage: Eukaryota; Metazoa; Chordata; Actinopteri; Characiformes; Serrasalmidae. Gene Ontology annotation, molecular function: signaling receptor binding.